Molecule: messenger RNA, 756 nt
Organism: Penicillium salamii
Lineage: Eukaryota; Fungi; Ascomycota; Eurotiomycetes; Eurotiales; Aspergillaceae
Source: the annotation of a GenBank genome assembly
AUGGAUCACUCGACGCAUAUCAUAGAUCCAGAUGGUGAAGUGAUAAUCGUAUUGCAUAACGCAAACUCUCCUUUUGCUCACCCUCCUGAAAACGAUGUUCCCGAAGACGCUCCUCCCGAAGACGCUCCUCCCGAAGAUGCUCCCGAAGAUGCUCCCGAAGAUGCUCCCGAAGAUGCUUCUCCUGAAGAAGCUCUCCCAGCAGAGGCUCUUCCCGAAGACGAUGCUCCCGGGGACUAUAUUGUGGAAAUGCAACCGUGUGAGCGGAUGAAUAAAAGUGAAUUUCGCAUACGAGUUUCAGCAAAGCAUAUGAUGUUUGCCUCUUCGUUUUUCAAGAAAUGCCUGACCGGCGCUUGGAAAGAACGUGAAACCUAUCAACAGAAGGGCUUAGCUGAGGUUACCGCAGAGGGCUGGGAUUUCGAAGCGCUCCUUAUCAUUAUUCGUGCCAUACAUGGUCAAUACAGUCUAAUACCGAAGAAGGUGACCUUGGAGAUGCUUGCCAAAAUCGCCGCUAUAGCCGACUACUACGAUUGCAAAGAUGUUCUUUGCAUAAUCACUGAUAUAUGGUUCAGUUCUCUGAAUAAAAACAUUACGGAAUCUCCACGAGACCUAGUACUCUGGCUAUGGGUUUCUUGGUUUUUCAAAAAUCCUACACAGUUUAAAGAAGCAUCAUCGACUGCUAUGUCAUGCACUGAAGGUUUUAUUGAUGUUAGGGGGCUUCCGAUCCCCAACCAAGUCAUUGGUAAGAUACGAUGCUAG